Molecule: messenger RNA, 784 nt
Organism: Radiomyces spectabilis
Lineage: Eukaryota; Fungi; Mucoromycota; Mucoromycetes; Mucorales; Radiomycetaceae
Exons: 4
Coding region: 271-729 (152 amino acids)
Source: RefSeq, a predicted model, not a curated record
AUUUUCGCCUUCCUUGUGGCCUGCUCUUGAUUUCAUCAAGGAGGUUUCGAUUCUCUUCAAUCCGUGCAAGAUAAAAAGAAUCUAAUUGACGAGAUCAUAAAGUUGUAAAGGCCAAGCAGGCCAGAAAUCUCCAGAAUGUUUGUCUCAUCCUAUCGGCCUCAAGAAGCAGAAGAGAAAAAAAGGAAAGGAAAAAGAACGGUAUGAUUACGAGCUAAACAUGAUAUCUACGUUGUUAAUAACUUCCGUCAUAACCACAGAGAUCUGGCAACCAUGAAGAUUGUCAUCAAACCAAUCAGUUACUUGAACAUUCAAGAUCCACAAAAGAAGAAAAUGACGCUGAUUUUGGAUCCUGAAGCUGAUGGUAACUGCGGAUCCCCUUGCAUUGCAUCUGCUAUCCAUGGUGACCAGAAUCGUGCACUGGGUGUCAAAGAGGAUAUGUUGGAUUGGUUCAACGAAAACAAAAGACGGAUCGUGGAAAAGGAUGUUGUUGCCAAUACACUGAGCAACUUUGAUCGGUAUCCACCAGAUGAUUGCUGGUUCGACUCUUUGGAUUGUCCAAAAUUGUUGCCGACUCUACAUCGGGCUGUUGCUGUGUAUUCCGAAACAGAUAGCAAUGUCUUGUAUCUCCUUCCCCGCUCUGAACCACCCGAAGCUUUCAAAUUAAACAUGCUAUAUAUCGAGCAGAUAAAAAAAAGCAUUGAUUGGGCACAGAAGACAACAGCGUUCUAGAUAAUAAAAUACGGAUAAUACAGAAAGUGAAAUAUAGAAGAUUCACACGAAAAGG